Molecule: messenger RNA, 1521 nt
Organism: Stereum hirsutum FP-91666 SS1
Lineage: Eukaryota; Fungi; Basidiomycota; Agaricomycetes; Russulales; Stereaceae
Exons: 1
Coding region: 1-1521 (506 amino acids)
Source: RefSeq, a predicted model, not a curated record
AUGAAUCUCAUCCAGUGUUUACCCGCCGAAACCCUCUCUGAUAUCUUCUCGCACUGCACGGUUGACAUUGGCUUCGACCCGGGGUAUCCAUUCGAAUCCUACGACAUCAUCCUCAACCAAGCGCCUCACUCCCUCACUCGUGUCUCCUCCCGCUGGCGCUCCAUAACACUGACGUCUCCGCGAGCUUGGACAUCGCUCAGCCUUCCUCAGCUACCGAGAACACCCGAGGCCAUCGAGCUCUUUUUUACAGAGCUUCAGACUUGGUUGAAGCGAUCAGGGGUGCUCCCUUUGUCUUUCAGAGUGUAUAUUAGCGCCUACUUCCUAGGGUCGACGAAACAGACAUCCCUCGCACAGUCAAGGCCAUACAUCGAACGUUACAUGCACAUCCUCGCAGAGCAUUCUAGCCGUUGGCUCGAUGUGUGCACGAACCUCAGCUAUACGCGGGUGUUGCCGGACAUCCAUCCUUUCCCAGACCUAUCCUCGACCCCUCUACUUCGAAGUUUUGCCAUGUAUGCUCCUUUGAUGCAACCACGCCGUCGAGGCAACGACAACCAAGUCAUAAUAUCCCGCUUCAAUCGCAAAAAUGCGCCACAUCUUUGUCGAGUCUAUCUCGACCAUCUGCUGCUCUCGCAAUGGGUAUUACCAUGGACACACCUCAGGAAACUCCAUAUGCACACCCAAGCCUGGGGAGACGAUUUCGAUGCAGAGGUCCUCAUGCGCAAUCUGAAGAAGUGUGCGCGUCUCGAGGAACUCAGCAUUGAUUUCGUCUCUGUCAAAGGUCCCCCGCGCCACUCGCGCGGUCGCAGAUCGGUCGUUUUGCCGUCUUUGCGAAGGUUGGAGGCGAACUUGGGCCACUCGAAAGACAGGAUGUUCCAUUACUUUUUCGACACACUAGAGACUCCUCGUCUCGAACAUCUCAUUUUAACCAGCGGCGAUCAUUUGAACUUUAACUUCAGGUUUUCACCAAUCAGUUCGCGGACGUAUCUACCCGGAGAGGUGCCUGCCGCGUUCGUGAAGUUUGUGGGACAUUGCGAGGAGGCGUUAAAGGAACUAGAAUUGGCAGACGAUGUCAAGAUGGAAGUGUUGGUGAUGGUGCUAGAGAAGCUGAAGAACUUGGAGGUCCUGAACAUUUCGAGUCAUACAUUGGCACUUCGCGUCUUCGAGUACUUGAUAUCACCAUCAUCCAACGAGUCCACGUCGAGCCUACAACUACAAUCUCACCUCGGAUCUGGACCAGGCUUUGUGCCUGCGCUCAAAGAACUCCAAUUGCAAGGCUACAUCCUCGCAUCUGAUUGGGAUGCCCCCGAUCGUCCGAGAGAAUCUUCUUUCGCCAAUUAUCUGGCGCGGUUGGUUGAGUCGAGGGCAGUUUCUCGCUCCUCCUUGGAGCUGCCGCAGGCGUUUAAGAUCAGGCUGUGGCGGAGCUUGCUGGAGAGGAUGAGAGAGGGUGAUCCAGAGGCAUACGAUAGGCUAGAGGUUUUGCAGAGCGAAGGGAAGUUGCGUCUUGAGUCAAUCGAUGCCUAA